CCCCUCUUGAAUUACAGUUUUUGUUUUGUGGCUUUCUGAAUUUCCCCAUUGUAUUGUAUGGAAAGUGUUCCUCUUCACGUUUUCCUCCACUGAAGAAGUUAGAAAGAAGUUGCUUACUUUUAAAGCUUUUUUUUUUUUUUUCUCCUAUGGUUAUCUUGGGAAGCGUGCGUUAUCGUCUCCAAAGCGCACUCCGCGUACUUUAGCUUUAGUUUCGUUUUUGCCUCGGUACAUUUUUUUCGUGAUUAAAUUAUUUGUCCAUCCUCGGCUUCCUUCUCCUGGCUGUACUCCCAAACACGACGAUAAGGAUUGCGUUGUUUGAAAAGACGCAUUUUUUAUUUUCAUUGUACGAACUUUGGCCCCGUUCACGUGUUGUUGUGUUUUUGGAUUGCGGAAGAAGAAUGCGGUGAGCAGUAGAGCAGAGCGCCCACAGAAAGAAACGACUCAGAAACGAAACUUUGGAGCUUGAGUCGAACAAACAUGUUGCCGUGGUGACCCAGUGCUCAGAGAUGGACAGUGUUCGUUCAGAGGAAGAGGAGGAUGAGUUCACGUGUCCAGGGAUGCUCCGGGGGUCUCUCUCCUCUCUCCACUCCUCCGUCCAGCGCAUUUUCAGGGUCAGAUUCUCCAUCGGCACCGACCAACCGCCCCAAGACGCACACGGACAAAUAUGGCUCCAGCUGCGAGGACUCCACAGUGACGUGCAGGCAGCUAAACUGUUUGUGAAGGGCGUAGUGAACCAGGAGGAACAGAAGGAGGUGCCGUACCCUUUGACACUGCACUGUGUUUUCUGUGGAGCCCGUGGCCUCUUCAUGGACUGCCUCAUACGGAACACGUCUGCGCUCAUCGUGAUUGGUUCUCCGGGGCGUCUGCUAAUCUCUGGUCUGUUGGAGCCGGUGGUGAGGGCCUACUCCCUGAUCACGGACCUGGUGGAGCGCUGCGACUCUACCCAGCCGAAGCGCCUCGAUCCCGGGGAACGAGUCUUAGGCGAGUCCCUGGAGUCGAGAAGGGCCUUCAAAAACCUGGUGGAACAAUGGGACGACAGACAUACGCUGGACCUGCUGGUUUUACCUGGGGCUAUUAAGGAAUGUUUGUUGGAAUUAAUCAAAGAGGCAAGACUUGGAGAUAACCCACGGCCACUGGAAGCAGAUGGGGCAAAGCAAGACAGUACAUGGGAUAAGUCUAUUCUUUCUUUAGGGGAGAGUAGCAGUAGUAGUAGUUACGCAAAGGACGCUUCUGCAAAUUUCCUCGAUAGCUUUGGAGAAUCUGAAAGACUACGAGGAAGCCUGGUGGGUACAGAAGUAAAUGCAAAAUCUCCGCAAGAAGUUGGCGAUGAAGAGAUACUACCGAACAAUGACGAAGACGAAAAACAGUUUGCGCAGUUGUCAGGAAGCAAAGAAUUCUGGCUUUUGUUGAAGUUUUUUACUGCUAUGGGUUACACAGAAGAUGUGGUGCAGCGUGUGCUAGCUAAAACUGGACUGCAGGAGGCGUCGCAAAUAUUGGACUUGGUUCAACAGGAGCAAGAUCGAACUGACAGAGCGGCAAGAGAUGGGGAGGUGCAAGGUGCGGUUUUAACACAAGGUGAAGCCGCAGCGAAAGACUUGAGUAAUAAGCCUUGCGAGACAGAGCAUAGAGAGUAUGGAGUGAAAACAAGUAAGAAAAAAGAAAUUAUCAAUGAUGACGAUGGAAAUGGCGCGAUUGGCGGAGUUGGCGAGUUGCACGAUGAGGAUUUCGUGUUUGGCGUGCUAAAGAAAGCGGCGGCUAGCUGUGGCUACAAUGAAAAGCAGGUUACCGAAGUAUACAGCAAGCAACCAGACCAAUCUAUGCACCAGCUACUUUUAGAGCUGCAAAGGAAAGAUUCAAAACAGAAUGGAUAUUUGAAAGAGGGUCCAAGAGAGAUGGACGAUGUUGUGAUCGAUGCCAAAGAAAGAAUUAAUAAGCAAAAUGUCACAAAGGAAAGCAGGGAAGAGAAAAGUGGGGCGUUGCCAAGGCAACAAAACACUGGAGAAGAUUUAAUUUGGGGUAAUAGAAGUCAAACACAACAGGCAAAACAACACAAGCAACCAAAACAACAAAAUGCUUUCGCCGAUAAUAUCCGUGGACCUCCAUUGUCAAGUUAUGAUUCAAAUAGUAGCCAACAUUUUCCAAACCACCAGACUUUGAAUCAACCGAACUAUAGUUCAACAAGACCACAAAAUCCUCAUGUGAAUGGAAAUGACUGGGGCAGAGACAGAAGAGGACAGCAGGGGGCGGUAGUGGUAACAGGAGAGCAGAGGUUUCUUGAAGGACUUAACACGCGGUUUGAGCUGAGGCUGACAGACAGCCCGGGUAAAGAGGCGCUGCGGAACAUUAUAAUCGACGGGAGCAACGUGGCCAUGAGUCAUGGUCUGGGGCACUUCUUCUCGUGUCGGGGCAUCGCUUUGGCGGUGCAGCACUUCUGGGACAGAGGACACAGACAGAUCAGUGUGUUACUGCCCCAGUGGAGAACCAAGCAUGACUACAAGAUCAAAGAGCAGCACUAUCUCACUCAACUGAAGGAGUUGGGCAUCGUCUCUUUAACUCCAUCAAGAGAGGUCCAAGGCAAAAGAAUCAGUUCCUAUGAUGACAGAUUUAUGCUGCAACUGGCUCAGAAAACAGAUGGAGUGAUUGUGACAAAUGACAAUCUGAGAGACCUGUCUGACGAGUCUGCAGCGUGGAGGGAGAUAAUCAAGAAAAGACUGCUUCAGUAUACAUUUGUGGGGGAUCUGUUCAUGGUUCCUGAUGAUCCACUGGGACGAGGAGGACCACACCUGGAUGAGUUCCUAUCCACGGAGAUCAGAUCUCCAGAAAUGAGCGGCCUCACGUACAAUACGCACUACCGCGACCGCUCACCAGGGGGAGCGUGGGAGACUCAGAGGAGACCAGGACGAGACGGACAGAGACAGGCCUGGACCAGACCGGGACGUGAACCAGAACCAGGACCCAGACCAGGACCCAGAGCUGGGAGGAGUCCAGAGGAGACGGCACAUUUGAGGCAGCAGCUGUGCCAGGUGUUCCCCGGGCAGGACAGCAUGAUCACUCUGGUGCUCCAAACUCACCCCAACGAAACAGAUAUUAACGUGCUCUCCGCUUUGCUUUUAGAGGAGAAUUAAAGAUUAUUUUAAUGCUUUUUGAUGUGAAUAAUUUUAUUACUAAAUACUUACAUAUAAUAGGCUCUGUGCACAGUAGCAUGCUAGCUAGCUCACGUGUCUCAAAGCUAACAGUCACUUUUAUUAAAAUUGGAAAAGAGAGAAAAAAGAACCUAUUAAAAUGAAUCAAAGUAAAACCUGCCCAAUCAUUUUAUAUGUAGAACACUUCAUUUUGUAGUGUUUGUUUUAGCAUUAGCAUUAGCAUUGAGAACCAAACAUCAGACGUUUUAAUUUUAUUUGUGUGAUGCAUGUGAGGUUGCCAAGUGGUAUUGCGCACAGAGCCAGCUGCUCUUAAAAAGGUCUACUAUCAUGUAACCUUUCAGGUGGAGGGUCUGCCACUUGCUUGUCUCCACGGUAAUACAAUUGCAUUGCCAGGAAUGAAUGGCAUUAAACUUCAUUAUGUCCCUGGAGAAAAGUAGCUGACGCAACAGAGAAAGUUACGGGUCAGAGCUGUGGAGAAUACAUUAUUUGAAUCGUGCUUGUGGGCAAUAAGAGGAUCUGUGGUUGAUGAAAUGUAAGAUGGAAGAUUAGUUUGAUGCCAUAUUGUUGGACAUUCCAGGCAAAGCAAUAGUAUCUCCAUGGAGACAAGCAAGCAGCAGAUCCCACACCAGAAAAUUUGUUUGGUGCAUUUUUUUUAGUCUUCAGAUCAGACAAUUUGACCAGUUUGUUUUAAAAAUCUUCUCUUAAUUAUCUUUUCUUAUGAUCAUCUCCAACUGCACUGAUUUUAGCCUCAUAACAGCUUUUAUUUAUUUAAUUUAAAAUGUUAUUUUAAGAUUGUUUGCCGUAGUAUAUAUUGUAAACAACUAUUGGGAAAUCAUAAGUUCAAUGCAUUUAAAUUGAAGUGUGUCAGAACCUGGAGAAUUCAUAUUUUUCUCUCGUUUUUCUGUACAUGCAGCCUUUUUGAUCAUUGUAAACACGUACUUAAAAAUAUAACUCCUAAUUUCACCUUAAUGACCUACUUCUAGACAUUUGAAUGUAAUUUUUUUCCCUGUAAGUUUUGACAUUUUUGGUAAAACUUCCUUAUUCCUGAACAAAUUUGAAAAUAUUUUUGUUUACACAUUUUACUUAGUUUUGAGUUUGUCGGGUAUCUUUUAAUAUUGGUUUCAUUUGGCAGUAAAAAAGUCUUAAUUUUUUUUUUUUUUUUUUUUUUUUUUUUUUUUGUGAUGAUUUGAAAUUGAGUGUUUUAUAAUGUUAAACGUGCACUGUGUAACUUUUUGGUUUGGGUCUGUCACCUGCUCGUUUCUAUGGAUAUGUCACUGCUCUGACUGGAAUGUCUCAAACUAUGAAAUUAAACAGCUCUGCCUUACAUGUAUUCAAUUACAGGUGGUUUUAUAGCUCAAAAAUACCUAGAAAAACAGGCAUUCUGACUGUGAGCGGCCUCACCUUUCCACGGAUCUGACCUGCAACUUGGUCUGGUUUGGUCUCCACUAUGAAGAUAUAAAGGUUUAAUACUGUGAAACAUUCCAGGCAAAGAAAUAACAUUUCCAUGAAGAAAAGCAUUUUUACGGACCCUCCACCACAAAAGUUAUGCAAUGCACCUUUAAAUUUCCCUUUUUCUAUUAAUUUUAUUCCAGAAGUUGCCGUGGGCUCCACCAUCAUCAUUUGUGUUUGUGUGUUUGUGUGUUUGUGUGUGCAUGGAGCGGUUGAUCUUGUGAAGUAAUUAAGGCUGAUGUAAUUGUUCCCCAUUUUUAUAAUAGCACAUUUUAAAGGUGCAUUGUGUAACUUUUCAGGUUGGGGGUCCACUACCAUGGAGAUGCUAUUGCUUUGCCAGUUAUGUUCCUUUAAAAAUACUUUUAAAACAUCCAUUCUUACUGUGAGAGGGGUCGCCUCUUCACAGAUCUCACCUGUAAAUUGGCCUGGAGUGUCUCCUUCUUGUUUCUAUGGAGAAUGAAAAGUUUAAUGUCAUACUUUGGAAUAUUGGAGGUAAAGCAAUAGCAUCUCCAUGGAGACAAGUAACUGGCGGGACCUCUACCAGAAAAGUUACACAGUGCACCUUUUAAAUACAGUGACACUUUUACUUAUGAAGAAAUGCUUUUUGAUUAUAACUCUUUGUAAAUAAGUGUUUUCAGUGACGAAAAGAGGCCACUAAAUGAUUAAAUUAUUUCUUAUAUAUUUGGUCUAUAUAUGUUGUUUUUUUGCAAAUGCUAUUUUUGUAAAGUUGGACUUUUGGCUGUUUCUGCGUCAUUAAAAUCAAUAAACUCUGAGGUGUAUUGAUAA
Boleophthalmus pectinirostris (great blue-spotted mudskipper) is the source of this 5378-nucleotide messenger RNA. It is a transcript of the gene khnyn, whose product is annotated as KH and NYN domain containing. The record is from RefSeq and is a predicted model, not a curated record. NCBI's taxonomy places the organism in Eukaryota, Metazoa, Chordata, Actinopteri, Gobiiformes, Gobiidae. The transcript is spliced from 9 exons. Gene Ontology annotation, cellular component: nucleus; cytoplasmic ribonucleoprotein granule. The coding region runs from base 507 to 3125 and encodes 872 amino acids. Gene Ontology annotation, molecular function: RNA endonuclease activity; mRNA binding.